Molecule: messenger RNA, 2215 nt
Organism: Syzygium oleosum
Lineage: Eukaryota; Viridiplantae; Streptophyta; Magnoliopsida; Myrtales; Myrtaceae
Product: AUGMIN subunit 3
Exons: 18
Coding region: 173-2023 (616 amino acids)
Biological process (GO): centrosome cycle; spindle assembly
Cellular component (GO): centrosome; mitotic spindle; HAUS complex
Source: RefSeq, a predicted model, not a curated record
AAGGAGAAAAAGUUCUCCUCCCUCCCUCCCUCUCUCUCUCUCUCUCGCGCGUGCUGCAUCGUCGUCGUCCUCGAAGAGAAGCGCGCGAUCGACAUUCGAAAAACUCCGGCAGGGCUCCUCCUCCGAUGCGGUGAAGGAGAAGAAGAACAGGAAGAAGAAGAAGAGGAGCAGGAUGAGCGGAGCGAGGCUGUGCGCGCUGCUCGGGGAGCUGGGCUACGACGGCGCCGGCUCGCUCGACCCCGACAGCUUCGAGUGGCCUUUCCAGUACGACGACGCUCGCCCCGUCCUCGACUGGAUCUGCACCAACCUCCGCCCUUCCAACGUCCUCUCCCUCUCCGAGCUCUCCCAGUACGAGCAAUUCGUGGAUGAAGGGAAGUUGCUGGAGGGGGAGGAUCUGGACUUCGCCUUCGACAGCAUUUCGGCUUUCUCCGUGAGGAGGGACAACCAGGAGGCUGUUUUUGGUUCAGAGGAAGGAUUGAAAGAUAUAAGGGAUGCAGCGUUGGCAUACAAAGCUGAAGCUCUAGAGUUGCAAAGACAGCUCAGAUAUGUGCAGUCUCAGUAUGACAUGCUCACUGUACAGGCUUCGUCCUUGAUCCAAGGGAGACGAGCUAGAGUUGCUGCAACAUCUACUGUAAAUGGACAACUUACUGCACUAGACGACAGUCUUUCAGCGAGGAAUUUACAGAUGAAUGCAGUUCUUGGAAGAAUUGCUUCUACUGCUCAAGAAUUGGCCCAUUAUCAUUCUGGAGAUGAGGAUGGAAUCUAUCUUGCAUACUCUGACUUCCAUCCAUACUUGCUUGAAGAUUCAUCCUGUACGAAGGAACUAAAUCAAUGGUUUUCUAAGCAACUGGACACGGGUCCUUUUCGAUUAGUUGCCGAGGAUGGCAAAUCCAAAUGUUCGUGGGUGAGUCUUGAUGAUGCUUCAGAUGUUUUAGUACGAGAUUCAGAAAAGCCUCAGCAUCAACGACUAUCGGAAUUGCAAAGGCUUCGUUCCAUAUUUGGCACAAGUGAGAAGCAAUGGGUUGAAGCCCAAGUUGAGAAUGCUAAGCAGCAAGCUAUUCUUGUGGCCCUAAAGACUCAGGUAACAUCAGAUGAAGCACACAUACACCUCGAUCUUCAUUCUCUGAGGAGGAAGCAUUCUGAGUUGGUGGGAGAAAUUUCAAAUCUUAGCCACAAAGAAGAAAAGUUGCUCUCUGAGACAAUUCCAAGUCUCUGCUGGGAGUUAGCUCAACUCCAAGAUACAUAUAUUUUGCAAGGUGAUUACGAUUUGAAGGUCAUGCGCCAGGAGUACUACAUUAAUCGGCAGAAGAUGUUCAUACAUCAUCUCAUUAAUCAGCUUGCAAGGCACCAAUUUCUGAAAAUAGCUUGUCAGCUGGAAAAAAAGAACAUGCUUGGAGCGUAUUCACUGCUUAAGGUCAUCGAGUCAGAACUGCAGGGGUUCUUCUCUUCGACCAAGGGACGAGUGGAUCGGUGCAUGGCACUUAUUCAAGCAGCUUCUGAAGUUCAAGAACAGGGAGCAGUGGAUGAUCGGGAUACUUUUCUACAUUGUGUUCGAGACCUACUAAGCAUUUACUCAAAUGCUCAAGUAGGGCUGUCAACAUAUGUCUCAGCUCCAGGCAUUGUUCAGCAGAUAUCUGGUCUUCAGUCAGAUCUCAUGGCCUUAAAGUCUGACCUUGAGAAUUCCCUCCCAGAGGAAAGGAAUAAAUGCAUCAAUGAGCUGUGCACCCUAAUUCAAAAUAUGCAGCAAUUGCUUUUUGCAUCUUCAACAACUGCGCAACCAAUUCUCACACCUCGGCCACUGAUGAAAGAGCUCGAUGAGAUGGAGAAGAUUAAUGCAAAACUAGCUGCUGCAGUUGAAGAGGUGACUCUUGAACACUGCAAAAAGAUUGAGAUUGUGAAACAUCACACGCAGGAGGUCGAGCUCCAAAGACGGGUCUUCGUCGACUUCUUCUGCAAUCCCGAGCGUCUGAGAAGCCAAGUCAGGGAACUGACCGCUCGAGUCAGAGCUCUUCAGGUGUCCUAGUACGCUCUUAGUUCUGCUGUGUAUUUAUACCUUUUCUCUUUUUUAUAAUGGAGACUCGGAUAUCUGUCGUUAUUAUUUUUUUUUGGGGAAAGCUUUGCGGUGAAUAUCGAAUGCAGAACAUUCGGUCACAUAGCAAAUGAGACCAUCUGUUGUGUUGGUCACAGAGUUGUAUAGAUGUUCACAUGUUGCUCA